Messenger RNA from Gymnodraco acuticeps, 6448 nucleotides. It is a transcript of the gene met, whose product is annotated as MET proto-oncogene, receptor tyrosine kinase. The coding region runs from base 317 to 4582 and encodes 1421 amino acids. The record is from RefSeq and is a predicted model, not a curated record. NCBI's taxonomy places the organism in Eukaryota, Metazoa, Chordata, Actinopteri, Perciformes, Bathydraconidae. Gene Ontology annotation, biological process: multicellular organism development; cell surface receptor protein tyrosine kinase signaling pathway; cell migration. Gene Ontology annotation, molecular function: ATP binding; protein binding; transmembrane receptor protein tyrosine kinase activity. Gene Ontology annotation, cellular component: membrane; signaling receptor complex. The transcript has 21 exons.
CAGUGAGCGCGCGGCAGCAGCAGCAGCGUGUUUCUGCUGGAUGCAGUCAUUCAAUCUGUGGUGAGACUCACAGCUUCCAGGUGGCGAUCAACUAACUACAGUGUAGCUACAGUGAGAAACAGCCACACAUCUGACUGAGAAGAAAAUAAUCGGAGUUAUAUUUCUGGGAAUUUGUCAUUUCACGAAGAAGAAUAAUAGAAAAUCCCCAGCGAUCAGUUUGGACUUGAUGAGAAAGUUAAGAAGUCCCGCUCUUGAGGAUCCCAGCGGAAUAUGAUUUGAAUUAAAGGAACUUACUACACUGUUGCUCGCGAACAGGAUGAAUCCCCGCUUGCUUCAUGCCGUCAUGCUGCUGUGGGUCUUGUGCUCCAGUGUGCAGGGCCAGUGUGAUAAAUCACCCGAGACCAACAAACUCAACCUCUCGGUGAACUACGAGCUCCCGACGUUCACGGCAGACUUCCCGAUCCAGAACAUGGUGACGCUGGAUGGGAUCAUCUAUGUUGGGGCUGUAAACAGGAUCUAUGCCUUGGCACCGAACCUCACAAAGUUGUCAGAAUACCACACGGGGCCGCUGCUUUCCAACGAGACCUGUGGCCAGACAUUAACAGGCGCUAGCAGUGGCAGCAAGGUGGACAACCACAACAUUGCUUUGGUGGUGGAGAACAUCUACGACAAAGGGUUGUACAGCUGCGGAUCGGCAGACAAUGGCGUUUGCCGGCGUCACGUCCUCGAUGAAGACACUAGCCCGAAAACCGUCGACGAACACGUCUACUGCUUCGCCGACAAAGUGAGGAAAGGCAAAGGUCAACCCAUCGACUCGGAUGUUGUUGUGAGUGCUUCAGGCUCUCAGGUGCUUAAUGUGGAGAGCAACUUCAUCACGUUCUUCGUCGGGAACUCCGAGAUCCCAGGGACAGGAAACGUAUCGGACAGUGCAACUCAUCCCCAUACCAUCUCUCUUCGGAAGAUGAAGACGAGCCAGAACGGCUUCACCUUCUACUCAGACCUCUCGUACAUGGACCUGAUUCCACCGCUACGAGGAAACUACUACCUGCGAUAUGUUUACUCCUUCCACAGUGGACCGUUCACCUACUUCCUGACGGUGCAGCGGGUGAGCAUGGACUCCGAGGCCUACCACACCCGCAUCGUCCGGAUGUGCUCCUCGGACCACGUGAUCCGCCGAUACGUUGAGAUGCCCCUCGAAUGCAUCAGCACCGAUAAAAGGCGACGACGCUCGCCGGAAAUUGACACGGUUUUUAACAUCCUCCAGGCAGCAAACGUCACCAAGGUGGGGAAUGACGUUGAGCUGCAGAAACAGCUGAAGGUGGAGAAAGGCGACGACGUGUUGUUCGCAGCGUUUGCUCAGGGGAAGCCGAACUCUCCGGAGCCGACAGCGAACUCAGCCGUCUGCAUCAUGUCCCUGAAACACAUCAACAACAUGUUCAAGUUCUACAUGCAGAGGUGCCACACAGUGGACCCGUUUCACUUCACAGGAUCUAACAAGAAGUCCUGCUACAAUGCGAGUUCAUCAGACGACUGCGACCCACAUGAGGGAAUCAACGAAGGGAAGGAGAGCAAGUACCGCCUGCAGGUGACCCAGUUCGUCCAGAGGCUGGAGUACUGGCAGAAAGAGUUGACCAACACCUUGGUUACAUCCAUCACCGUGGUAACAGUCCAUGGCCGAGCUGUGGCGUAUUUGGGCACCUCCGAUGGACGCCACAUUCAGGUGCUUGUCUCCCGCUUCGCCUCCCCUCAUGUGAACGUGCGUCUGGACUCUCAGCCCGUCUCGGCCAGCGUUGCUCUGCUGGAGGCCGACGGCUCAGGAGGAUCUCUGCUGAUGGCCACUGGGAACAAGAUCACUAAAGUCCCUCUGAUUGGCCCCGGCUGUGAUCAGCUGACCACCUGUACUUCCUGUUUGUUGUCGUCACGGGUGACAGAAUGUGGCUGGUGUGAUGGACGCUGCACCAGAGCCAAUCAGUGUCCCUCCCUCUGGACCCAGGACUACUGCACACCCGUCAUCACUAAGAUUUUUCCAACCUCUGGACCAAUACGAGGUUCUACAACUGUGACCAUGUGUGGGAGAAACUUUGGAUUCGACAAGACGGAGAACUUCAAGGGGUCUGUGGUGACGGUGGAGGUGGCAGGAGCUCCCUGCAAACUGCCCAGACAAGACAGUAUCAACAGGUGGACUGAGAUGCAGUGUUCCCCCGUGUUCAGCGGGAACUUCACCCCGUCAGGACACACAGUGAAGGUCACCAGUGGAAAUAUGGUGGCCACGAUGGAGGGCUUCACUUUUGUGGACCCUGUGAUCAGCGAAAUCUUCCCGACAUUCGGACCAAAGUCUGGAAACACCAUGCUGACCAUCAGAGGAGCCUUCCUGGAUUCUGGGAACAAGAGAGAAGUGAUGAUAGGGAAAGCAGCCUGUAAGGUCCAGAGCUUGUCCUCCACCAUGCUGACCUGUAAGACACCUCCACACGCCGUUCUCUCCGAACAACCCGUGAAGCUGACGGUGGAUUCGGUGGAGCUUCACGCGCCGGUGCGGUUCACCUACAACCAAGACCCCAUCAUCAACAGCAUCCAGCCCUCGCGCUCCUUCGUCAGUGGAGGCUGCACCGUGUCGGCUCACGGUUUCUUCCUGCAGUCCGGCCUCCAACCUCAGAUGAUCCUCAGCACCGGUCAGGAUGCGGAGGUCUUCCAUGUGAGCUGUGUGUACGGGGAGAACCGGACCUCCAUCCAGUGCAGCACCCCCUCUCUGGCCAAACUGGCCCUGCAGCCGCCCGUCGUCACCAAGAUGGCGUUCGUUCUGGACGGAUACCUAACGGAUCAGUGGGACCUCAUCUACGUGGAGGAUCCUCACUUCCAGGACCCCAAACUCACCUCCAAGGACAACAAGAGCAUCGUGGUGCUCAAGGGCGCCCACAUGGACCGGGAGGCGAUGAAGUGCCAGGUGCUGACGGUGUCCAACCACAGCUGUGAGAGUCUGAUCCUGACGGGGAACACUCUGCGCUGCACCGUGCCCAACGAGCUGCAGAGCAACGCCGCCAUGAAGGUGGAGUGGCGUCAGGCGGGCUCCAUCCUGCAGCUGGGCACGGUGACGCUGGCCAAGGAGCCGGACUACACGGGGCUGAAGGUGGGCUGCGUGUCCGUCAGCCUGCUGCUGCUGCUACUGCUGCUGCUGGGGUCUCUGCUGCUGUGGAGGAGGAACAAGCACAUCGACGAUCUGUCUGAGGUGUGGUAUGAUGGCCGGGGUCACAUACAGCAUCUGGACCGGCUGGCUAACGCGAGGAGCGUCAGCCCCACGAACGAGAUGGUCUCCCACGAGUCCGUCGACUAUAGAACCACCCUGCUGGAUGAUCAGAACACCGACAGACCUGAGACGUGCCGAGGUGCUCCUCCGAUCUACGGGGGGAACGGCGAGCUGCUGUCCCCCAGACUGGGAGGGAUGGGGAUAGGGAUGGAUGGAGAGCUGGUGUCUCCCCUCCUCAUGGCCCCCGUCCACAUCGACCCCUCCUCCCUCCACCCUGAUCUGCUCAAAGAGGUGCAGCACGUGGUGAUCACCAGGGACCAGCUGCUGCUCCACCUCAACCAGGUCAUCGGGCGAGGGCACUUCGGAUGCGUUUUCCACGGAACGCUGAUGGAGCCGGACGGGCAGAAGCAGCACUGCGCCGUCAAGUCUCUGAACCGCAUCACGGACCUGGAGGAGGUGUCCCAGUUCCUGAAGGAGGGGAUCAUCAUGAAGGACUUCUCCCACCCCAACGUGCUCUCUCUGCUGGGGAUCUGCCUUCCUCCGGUGGGCUCCCCCCUGGUGGUACUGCCCUACAUGAAGCACGGAGACCUGCGCAACUUCAUCCGCGACGAGGGACACAACCCCACAGUGAAGGACCUGAUGGGCUUCGGGCUGCAGGUGGCCAGAGGGAUGGAGUAUCUGGCCUCCAAGAAGUUUGUGCACAGAGACCUCGCUGCCAGAAACUGCAUGCUGGAUGAGAGCUACACGGUGAAGGUGGCAGACUUCGGGCUGGCUCGAGACGUUUACGAUAAAGAAUAUUACAGCGUUCACAACAAGAGCGGAGUGAAGCUGCCCGUCAAGUGGAUGGCUCUGGAGAGUCUGCAGACACACAAGUUCACCCCCAAGUCUGACGUGUGGUCGUUUGGCGUGUUGCUAUGGGAACUGAUGACCCGAGGAGCUCCUCCGUACUCGGACGUGAACUCCUUCGACAUCACCAUCUUCCUCCUGCAGGGGAGGAGGCUGCUGCAGCCCGAGUUCUGCCCCGACGCCCUAUACACGGUGAUGGUGGAGUGCUGGCACCCGAAGCCGGAGCGCCGCCCCUCCUUCUCCGACCUCGUGGCCCGGAUCUCCUCCAUCUUCUCCAGCUUCAGCGGCGAGCACUACGUCCUGCUCAACACCACUUACGUCAACAUCGAGAAGAUGAGCCUUACCCCUCGCUCCUCUCCUCCUCCCCUCCUCCUCCUCCACCACCAACACCAACGUCUCUACUCCUCCUCCUCCUCCUCCGACCCUUCCACCUCCACUUCCCUGCCCACUCAAUCCCAGUUCUUCUGCCGCGUGGAACGGGAAUGCUGCACCUGAGAGAGGAAAACUGGGCGGGAAUAGACUCAGAAAUUGAGAGGAAAACGCAAAGGGUGAUGAAGAACUACUGUAUGUACUUGCCAAACACUGUAUGCUGAGGAAAAACACUCAAAUAAAUCUACAUAAUCGACUGAAAUGUGACUUUUUGGAGCAUCGCCAAUAGACUGAAGUCCUUGUAUGGACUUUUCUGACCUCUCAUGACCCCGAGGAUCAUGAGGUCAGACUUCCUGCGUUUUUUACAAGACAAUUAGACACAGGAAGUCCUCAAAACGUCACCGAACGCUAUCACGAAACACCCAAAACCCUUGUCGGGAGGAUAUAUUUCCUGCUCCUCUGUGGGUGGCAUCGUGUGCUCCGAUACGAGGACUCUUUCCGCCGUCUGUAAUGUGAAUGUUUGACAAAUGGCCAUGUAUAGAAAAUGUCACAUCCUCAAAAGGCCUCAUUUGAUGGAUUGCGAUGCCUCGGGUGUGUAACUGUGGAAGUCAAUGAUGGCGAGGGAAGUGUAGGUGUAUGACAACCAUCUCUCCUGCCUGUGUGCAGUUCACUGGAUGCUUUAUUUCUGUAAUUACAGUACUUUGGACCAUUAGCUUUUACGUGCUUGCAGAAAAAAACUCUCGGUGACUGUGUGAAAUCCCCAGGUGUUUCCAAAGAAAAGGGUCCGAACGCUAAACCCUUUUAUUGUCCGCUUUAUUUUCCUUUCUGGAACCCUGAAACAUGUCAAAACCUGAACGCUUUGAGCUUUUCUUUUUAGGGAGUAGGACGAGUGAGAACUGUGUCCUGGGAUCACUGUGCGUCCACUUUAAGGAUUUAAGGACAGGUAAAUGUCUGGUAAAAAAAGGAACUUAGACACAUUUGUUUUCCUGUACCAGACACUUAAAAGGUAAUGUCAAUAUUUCGGUGAUUUGGAUAUUGGACAACACUGUCAAAUACUUAAUUGUUUCCUAAAGAUUUGACUCCCAAAAUGUCCCUUUAUUAGUCUCUCUGUCAUCUGGCUUCAAACAGGAGUGUUGUUAUCUCACUCUCUUCUAACUCUCUGUGCAUUAUGAAGAAAUAUUUUAAUGUUAAAAGGCUGUUGUAACAGUGUGUUGCAAAUCUUUUAACUACAAAUCAUGUACAAUUUGCACUUAUGUUGACUAUUUUUAAAAGCAUAUUAUACAGGUUUUCUUUCUAAUCCAUGCAGCUAAUGGCUUUUAUUCAUUUCUGCCCAGUAUGAAAAUCACAUUCAGAUUCUUGCUUGAGACAUUAAGGCUGGAGCCACACGAGAACGGUAACGGUCGUAUCCGCUACAGUUCUCUAUCAGAUAGACGGUUCGGCCACACGAGGCCGACAGGGGAACGCAGAGAACGAUAACGGGUCCCACGGUGGGUAGAUCUGCGGACGAAACGCUCUGGGGGGCCACACGGCUCCGUGUCUACGCCCUAUAUAUGAUCAUUUUCUGAUGACGCAAUAGCCCCGCCUCUCCCCACCUCUCUUGCUCACCCCCGUGUCACCCGCGUCAUUGCUGAUGUUUCGCCAACAACAACAACAGUUUUCCGAGUGUUUGAGCCAGGUCCCGGUAUCUCGCAGGACCGUGCACCCAGCAGGUGCCUCCAGCAGAACCCCCCUGCACGGCAGAGUUUGCGUUAGCUGAAAUCUAAAAUUCUCAGGUCAAAAUGUGGCUUAUUGUUUAGGUGUCCUUUGACACUCAGGCAUAUCAUUAGCUAGAACUAGCUAGAUCUGAUCGAUAUGGUCAUAAACGUGAAUUAAGUCUAAUCGGACAGGAGAGAGAGAUCAGCUGCUGCUGGCGGAGAGAAAAAAAGCCCUGCCUCUCCUAACCUCUGCUGCUAAAUCCACCGUGGAAAAUAAACAGAAGGGCAACCAUGGAAA